Drosophila subpulchrella is the source of this 2443-nucleotide messenger RNA. RefSeq names its product T-complex protein 11-like protein 1. Lineage: Eukaryota; Metazoa; Arthropoda; Insecta; Diptera; Drosophilidae. The coding region runs from base 475 to 1956 and encodes 493 amino acids. The record is from RefSeq and is a predicted model, not a curated record. The transcript is spliced from 6 exons. Gene Ontology annotation, biological process: signal transduction.
GAAAAAGGGAAAAACAAAGCAGGCACAACAAACAAAGUUUUUAAAUCGCAUCGAAAAUUAAACAUUCGGAAAUCGGUCGUCGUUCGUGACAGUUCGGUUGUGAUAAUUUGCAGAAUGAAAAUAAUCCUUUUGUGGGCUUGAACUUAAAAGGGGUCGAAAUUAUUGCAAAAUUUGAAAGUGAUUGUGGAAGGUGAAUCAGCUGGGGAUAUUCAUAAAGAAUCUGGAACCUUCUAGUUUCUGCUAUUUCCUCUCAAGCGAACUGACCCCGAGCGGAGCUUCUGCGACGACCUCGAACAAAGAACAAAGAAAGCGCGACUGCAGUUUCCACUGCCAUAUUGCCAUAAAGCCAUAUAUAACUGGCUCUAACCGGUGGCAACCAAAUUCGCAUUUGGUCAAAACCAGUUGCUGCUGCAGCAGCUGCCUAACGUCGCACUUCCGCUAGACAAAACAGACAACAAAGAGCUGGGAUUGGAUAUGGAUGCCCAGGAGAACAGGAACGGACAGACGGGUCCUUCAGCCGGCCAGGAUGAGCUGGAGGAGCGGCGGAUGCGGACGGACAGCGAGAGUUCCGUGGAGAGCAUGACGCGCUUUGUGCUGCCCAGCUUGGAUGGCACUCCGCCGAAGAUCGUGACCCUGGACGAGGUGUCCAGCAUGUUCAAGAACCUGCGGAACAUGGAGCUGGCCCACGAGAUAGCCCUCAAUCCGGAGUUCAAGCUGCAGAAGUACGAGCCGCCAUCGGAUAGCUUGGAGGGCGCCAUUAAGAAGAUGGUGCACAAGGCCUUCUGGGAUCUGCUGCGCCAGCAACUGGACCGCCAGCCUCCGUCAUAUGACCAGGCCAUCCGUCUGCUGGCCGAGAUCAAGGAGUGUUUCCCCCAGCUCCUGUCGCCCAACAACGAACGCGCCUUGGCCCACAUCAACGAGGUGCUCGAUGACUCCGUCAUCCGCCAGCAGGCCGAAAAGGGCACCCUGGACUUCAAGUCGUAUGCCAGCUUUGUAAUCAACAUCCUCUCGCGAUCUUGUUCUCCGGCCCGCGACGAAGCGGUGGCCGCCCUGCGGGAGAUCGACGAUGUGGUGGACACCUUCCGCAGCAUCCUCGAGCUGAUGACCCUGAUGAAGCUGGAUAUGGCCAACUUUAUGCUGGCACUGGCGCGCACCGAGAUCGCUGCCAAUUCAGUGCAGUACGAGAAGGAGAAGUUCAGCAAGUACUUGCGGGAGUUCCAUGGAAAUGCUGGCUUUCCGGCCACCGAGGACUGGCUGCAGCGUCAUCGCUCCAGCAGCAACGAUGAGACCAUCUACAAUGCCUAUAUGCAGCUGAUCCACUAUCCGGCGGACAAGGAGUUCCCGGAACUGCUGCGCAUCGACAAGGAGCGUUUCGCCGGCCUCUGUUUGCGUGCCCAGCGCUUGAUCCUGUGCGCCUCGCUCAUCUCGAUUGCCCAGAGCACUCCCAUCAUUUCGCAGCGUCGCGAGAAUCGCAUCAAGCUGGCCCAGCAGCUGGACAUCAUUGUGCAGGAUGUCAAGAACCAGGACCAAGUAGCCACUGCCAUCGAAAGUUGCUACGAGCAGAUUCGUUCGUUCGUGAACAAGGCCCUGGAGCAGGAGAAUAUGCCGAUGAUGAGCGAGGCUGACCAGGAGGCACUCAAGAACCAGGUGCUCAAGCUGGCCAACAAGGCCUCUCCGGUGCCCAGUUUAAUGGCCAAGCGUUUGGAUGGCUAUGUCCGGGUGACACUCCGCUCCAACGGAAGCAUUCCGCCGCCGCCUGCUGGAUUCGUUGACUUUCAGGAAGAGCUGGUUGCAUUUAUUGCCUCGUUCCGUCGCCUUGUGUCCUACAACCAUGCCGUUUUCGGGGAGCACUUCCACAAGAUCCUUAACAAGGCCCUAAGCGAGGAGGAGACCGAGUCCACUGCUCCAACGGGCAGUGGAAUAACCGCUGGCCAGGCUCAGACUGCCAAACCUUAGGCCGAAGGGAGAUGAUUUGUCUUAGGCAAUACAUAACUAUUUAGCAUACAACACUCAGACACACCUGUUACAAACGAUCGGAGGAUGGAAAAGAUCUGAUGUUGAGGCAAUUGGAGCGGCGAAAGGCAUCUCCCUGGACAAGGAAGCGAUCAGAUAGAUUCUACGUUUCUCCCAAUUUCACCAAUGAUUUUUCAUGUGACGUGACACUUGCGUAGAAAUCCUAACGCACACCCGUAACCACCAAGUAGAACCCACACUCAUCCCUAAAGCGCAGUCUGGCAAACAAAUUGGGAUCCGUGGGGCGUCUGUGAUAAACACGAAUAUUCAAGAUAGAAUCCUUUUGUGGGGCUUACGAAUGCGAACUCGAUUGUGUGUGCUCCUCAUCUCACUGUGACCAGUUACAGUUCCGGUCAUCGACUAAUCACAUUUCUAACCCUCUACAUCCUUACUUACAAUAAAUACAUAGAUUAUAUUAUACGUGUGCAUC